Messenger RNA from Vicugna pacos (alpaca), 1640 nucleotides. NCBI's taxonomy places the organism in Eukaryota, Metazoa, Chordata, Mammalia, Artiodactyla, Camelidae. The record is from RefSeq and is a predicted model, not a curated record.
UCCGGAAGUCGGCCUGCAGUCUGGCUUUCCGUGGGUUCUGACGUGUGAGGUUUGAGUGUCUGGUAGGGUCGGGUGGCUGGUCCCCAGAUUUCUGCCUUUGUCGCCUCUUAGUUCACGCCUGGCGAUGGCGACCUACACCUGCAACACCUGCCGCGUGGCGCUGUACGACGCGGAGGCGCAGCGGGCCCACUACAAGACGGACUGGCACCGCUACAACCUGAGGCGCAAAGUGGCCGGCAUGGCCCCGGUCAGCGCCGAAGGCUUCCAGGAGCGGGUGCGGGCGCAGCGGGCCCUGGCGGAGCCGGAGAGCAAGGGCGCGGCCACCUACUUGAACGCGGCCAUCCAGCAGGCCAUCAAGGCCCAGCCGUCCACGUCACCCAAGAAGGCGCCCCUUGUGCCCGAGGCGGAGUCCCCGAGUCCCGUGGCCGUGGCUGCUGGAGGACGUGGGACUCAGCAGCGAGCCCCUGCCGAGAAACCUCCCCGGCUGCAGUGGUUUGAACAGCAGGCGAAGAAGUUGGCGAAACAGCAGAGGGAGGAGGAGAGUGAGGAGGACCUGGAUGGAGAUGACUGGGAAGAUCUUGAUUCUGAUGAGGAAUUGGAGUGUGAGGAUGCUGAAGCCAUGGACGAGGAGGAGGAGCAGGAUGCAGAGGAGGAAGAGACUGGAGUGAGCGCCCCCAUUGGCGCCAUCCCCGUGACGGACUGCUUAUUUUGUCCCCAUCAUUCAAGCUCCCUCAUGAAGAAUGUGGCGCAUAUGACCAAAGUCCACAGCUUCUUUAUUCCUGACAUAGAAUAUCUUUCGGAUCUUAAGGGACUGAUUAAAUAUUUGGGAGAGAAAGUUGGUGUCGGAAAGAUUUGCUUGUGGUGCAACGAGAAAGGGAAAUCCUUCUACUCCACGGAAGCUGUGCAGGCUCACAUGAAUGACAGGAGUCACUGUAAGCUCUUCACAGAUGGAGACGCUCUUUUGGAAUUUGCAGACUUCUAUGAUUUUAGGUAAGUCUGUGGUUUGUAAUGUGGGGGGGAGGGUGGUGAGUUCAUCCCAUUUGCUCUGAAGUGGUGUAGAUACGCCCAGGCCUGACCUUUGUCUGGCUCUGUCCAGUGCAGGAUUCUUGGUACCUCUGAGAACACUUGCAUAGGAGGGGGUUAUUUCCUGUCAUGUUGUAGCUGCGAAACUGAGUGUCACAGAGUUAAACACACAUACCUGAUAAAGAGAAGAUGUCAGGGCCAAACUGAAGUUUGUCUGAUUUGAAAACUUGUUUUUGUGGUUUCAGUGGUCAGAAGUUCAGCUUUGCCAGUGACCUCAUGAACAGAGGCCUGGAAAUGAGGUUUCACAUUUUGGUUUCCCUGAGAGUCCUUGAAUCACAAGCUGUCUCCUAAGGGAGUCUGGAUGGGUGGCGGCUUUCUAAGUCCCACAUCAUGCCACACAUUCAUGCUAGGCACUGCGGAACAUCUGGUUCCUAGUGUCCAGAUGCCUAUGACCUAGCACAGGUGUGCUGUGCAAGCCGGUGUGUGUAAUGACCAUGCCAGGUGUGCAGAGCCCACCUGAUACGGGUGUUCAGAAAAGUUCUAGUCUUAUAAAUUGUCCUUUUGCCUUUUCGUCCUGAUUUCUCAUUUCUCACUUGUAGUGAGGGAGAGUUUUUCAU